GCAUUUAGUCCUGCCUUGCAGAUUUAAGGGCUGUCAAUUGUUAAAAUGAAUACUUUUCUUUGACCACACAAAUGUGUUAAAUAUAUUACUACUCUUCUAUUAAUUAUAAUGGAUGUUGAUGGUUUGCCGAUUAUUGGGCCUGGAGUGGAUUACACCCAGGUGACACCAAUUCAUCAGAAGAGGAUGUAUGCCUUCAUAAACCAUUUCAUAACCAACACUGUAUCUUUUCUAAAUAAAUUUUCACAAUCAUGUGAGCUACGUUUGGAGAAAUUUGAUAGUAGACUUCAGAAACUUGAAGCUUCACUCUGUAUUCUUGAAACUAAGCUGAAUUCCAUUGCAGGUCUUGAUGAGGUUCCAGUUACAGUGUCUUAUAGUGCAGAUAAACCAGAAGAACUGCAGCCACCAGUUACUACUGAAACCAUAACAGAGCAACCAGACACUCAACCACAAAUUGAUCCUGCACUUUCAAAGUUUGUACGUAUGAUUCAAGUGGGGGUUCCAGUACAGGCAGUAAGAAUGAAGAUGCAAGCUGAAGGAAUGGAUCCAAGUGUUCUUGACAAUUAUGGAGCACUGUCCAAGGUACAAGUGAGGGAAGAGAUUGAAUCUGACACUGACUCCAGUGACUAAUUGUUAGUGAACUUAUGAAAACUUACAUAAAUAAAAGGAACUUGUUAUGUUAUUAUCAUUUUAUUUAAUAAACCAUAUUUACAAAUAA
Schistocerca serialis cubense is the source of this 715-nucleotide messenger RNA. RefSeq names its product WASH complex subunit 3 (gene CCDC53). The coding region runs from base 109 to 627 and encodes 172 amino acids. Gene Ontology annotation, cellular component: WASH complex. The record is from RefSeq and is a predicted model, not a curated record. Gene Ontology annotation, biological process: actin filament polymerization; exocytosis. Lineage: Eukaryota; Metazoa; Arthropoda; Insecta; Orthoptera; Acrididae. The transcript is spliced from 4 exons.